UACAUAAUCUGUUUUUUUAAGCAAGAUGUUUGAUUAGUAUUUUAAUGAAUGUUUUAGAAAUUUCGAAUAUCUCGUAAUAUAGUAUAGUAUACUAAAAUGGAUUCAGCGGACGAAGAAGAAUUAUUAUUUUUAAGUAUGAGUAUAGCCUACAUACAGCAAAGAAGGAAACCCAGAUUAUGGGUGCGCAACUUUUUUAAGAAGAGGGAAACCCAUGGUGUUUGCAGUUCUCUUUACAAUGAUUUAGUUAUUCAAGAUGCAAUAGGUUAUAAAAAUACUUUACGAAUGUCGCCAGAAGAUUUGGAAAUUUUAUUGCAAAAAGUAUCCCCAAAAAUUACAAAACAUGACACGAAUUUUAGACAGGCUAUUUCACCAAAGGAUCAGUUGUUAGUGACUCUACGUUAUCUGGCAACUGGGGACACAUAUACAGCUUUGAUGUUAAUAAGCAGAAUCUCAAAAACUAAAAUAAGUGUAUUUGUACCUGAGGUUUGUAAAGCUAUUGUACAGGUGCUAGCUGACUAUGUCAAAAUGCCAACAACUACAGAGGGAUGGGAAGAUAUUGCACAAAAUUUUAAAUUAAAAUGGAAUUUACCUCACUGCAUAGGUCAUAUAGACGGCAGGCAUAUAGAGAUGAUUAGGCCCAAGAAUGGGAAUGAUUAUCUUAAUUAUAGAAAAAAUUUUAGCAUUGUACUCUUAGGUCUAGUUGAUGCUAAUUAUAAUUUCCUAUAUGCAGAUGUUGGAACACCGGGUAAAAUAUCAGAUAGUGAAGUUUUUAACAGUAGUAACUUAUACAGAUCAUUACAAAAUAAUACAUUAAAUUUGCCACCACCCAAACCAUUACCAGGAAGAACCCAACCUUCCCCUUAUGUUAUAAUUGGUGAUGAUGCAUUUGCACUUAGCAAACAUUUAUUAAAACCUUAUUCAUACUAUCAGAUAAAUGGGCACCCAGAGAAGAUGUUCAACUACAGGUUAAACCGGGGUAGAGUGGUUGUAGAAAAUGCUUUUGGCAUUCUUUCUGCACGCUUUAAAGUACUACGUCAAUCUAUUUUAGUUUCCCCCCAAAAAGCAUCUACAAUUGUACUAGCUUGUGUAUACUUGCACAACUUUUUAAGGAAAAGUGAAAAGUCACACUAUUUGUACACUCCAUCUGGAUCACUAGAUGAAAUUAAUCCAGUCAGUGGGGAAAUCACAUUAGGAACUUGGAGAGAUAGAAAUCAAGGCAUGAUUUCACUACAAAGAGUACCGAGCAUGGAUUGUGCUGAAGGAGUUGCAGUGCGUGAAGAAUUUAAAGCCUUUUUUAUGACAUAGGAAGAGGUGAAUGUUGCAUUAAUGAAAUAUAUGAAUAUUGUAGUUAAAAUUCAGCAAUGUGCUCCAAAAUGUAUCAAUGUUCAAUGAAGCAAGCUAUGGUCAGACUGCUUUAUCUAUUUAUAUGUAGCUA
Messenger RNA from Papilio machaon (common yellow swallowtail), 1435 nucleotides. Its product is annotated as putative nuclease HARBI1. NCBI's taxonomy places the organism in Eukaryota, Metazoa, Arthropoda, Insecta, Lepidoptera, Papilionidae. The record is from RefSeq and is a predicted model, not a curated record. The coding region runs from base 97 to 1305 and encodes 402 amino acids. The transcript is spliced from 2 exons.